UGUGUUGUCACCCCGAUCCCAACAUGGGCUACAGAUCAGACCAGCUGCUCAUCGUCGUCUCCAUAUUGGAAGGGAGGCAUUUCCCAAAGCGCUCUAGGCAUAUGCUUGUGGUUGAAGCCAAGUUUGAUGGUGAACAGUUGUCUACAGAUCCGGUACCUCAUUUAGAGCAGCCACAAUUUGCAACUGAAUUAGCAUGGGAACUUGACAAGAAAGCUCUUCACCAACACAGGCUGCAACGAACACCAAUCAAGCUGCAGUGCUUUGCCUUGGAUACUUUAACGUCUGCAAAAGAACCAGUUGGAUAUGUAGUUUUAGACUUGAGAGCUGCUCAGGAAAUCAAACAAGCUCCAAAAUGGUAUUCUUUGUUAAGUAGCAAGUACACAAAAUUCAAGCCAGAAGUACAGCUCAAUAUUGGAUUGGAAGCAGAUACCAAGCCUACAGCGGAGACCUUUAAGGCCAAAGAGGCUCCUCCUCGAAGCAGUAAAGUGUCACACGGUGGGCUUGACCCUAAGAGUCUAGUACCUAUUCUGAAUGAAGCAGAGGGCUACCAUCAGAUCGGGCCUGUGGACUAUUGCAAGGACUAUUUUGUUUUGUCUGUAACCAUUGCCUUUGCCACACAACUAGAGCAGCUAAUCCCCAGCACAUUGAGACUUCCUGAACCACAACCAGAAUUUUUCUUCUACUAUUCCUUGUUGGGAAAUGAUGUUACCAAUGAACCAUUUACAGAUCUGAUCAAUCCUGAUUUUGAGCCGGAGAGAUCCUCUGUCAGAAUUCAUAGUACCACUGAGGUGCUCUGCAUGUAUCUUUCUGUUCAGCCUAAACUUCAGAUUCAUCUAUGUUGUGGUGACCAGUCUCUUGGCAGUACAGACAUUCCUUUGACAGGACUGCUAAAGAAGGCCAGCACAGAAAUAGAGCAUCACCCAGUGGUUGUUGAAGGCGCUUUCAUCCUCACCCCACCUAACAGGUCCAAGCAGAAUAUCUUAGCUGUGCCAGUGGAAAGCUCGCCAACAAUUGGGGUAUCCAUAGCUCUCCAUAAGGAGGCCAGCCUACAGUCUUCACACCGUUCUAAAGAAAUGAGUGAGAGUGUGGUGUCAAGGAAAGAUCCAUCUUCUCCACAGAGGAAUGUGAAAGAAAUGGUAUCUCAGCCUCCAAUAGUUAGUGAUUCCCCUCCAACCAAGGAUGAAGACACAGACAGUGAUGUGGAAAGCUUAAAGUCUGUGCAAGCAGAAUACGCUUCUUCUCGGCCGCACACCAGGCCAGACUCUGCAGGACCAAAUGAAAUCCCUCUUCCAGGUGUUCAGCCCCCACCAUCUCUACCACUGAGCGCUCCAGAGGCUGUGCGGAGUCUAUCGGAGUCUACUUCUCAACAGAAAAUAGCAGUGCCACCUGCGGCACACCAUUUCCACUUCUCCGUUGACCUCAGAAGUAUCCAUAAUGUUGAUGUUGGGUUCCCUAUAAACUGCAUACUAAGGUAUUCGUAUCCAUUUUUUGGGGGUGCAGCCCCUAUUAUGACUAAUCCUCCAGUGGAAGUGCAUAGGAAUAUGGAAGUUUUUCUUCCUCAGUCUUACUGUGCUUUCGAUUUAGCAACCAUGCCACAUCAACUUCAGGAGACAUUUUUAAGGUUGCCUCUUCUGGUUGAAGUUUGGCACAAAGAUAGACUUGCCAAGGACCUUCUACUUGGAGUGGCAAGACUUCAGCUGUCAAAUGUUUUGACCUCGGAGAAGACAUGUUUUUUAGGACCCCAUGGGGACCAGUGUUGGAGACAGACAUUUAGUGAAAUGGUUCCUGUUAUGGCUGUAGAAGGAUCCAAAGGUAAAGUAGCUGAUCUUUCAUAUGCAUUAACCUUAGAGGAUUAUGGGCUUGUGAGGGUACGAGAGGUGGUCGUCUCAGAGUCAUCACAGAGCUCAGCCGUUCAGAAUCCUCCUCCAGUACAGCCUCCACCAGAACCUUCAGCAGAACCCCAUGAGACUCUUGCGUACAAUGCUGCUCUGGAACUGGAAAUGUGGAAAGAAACCCAAGAAGAAAUAUUUGCUAGCCAGUUUAAGAAGAAAGAGUUGGCCCACAUGCAAGCUCUAUCAGAAGAGUGGAAGAGGAGAGACAGAGAAAGGGAAGCAAUCGUAAAGAAAAAGGUUGCUGAAUACACAGUUCUGAAAGAACAAUGCCAAAAAGCUCUGGCAGAUUUAGAAAAGAGAGAGCGUCAGCUUGCCAGUGAUGAAAUUGAGUUGAAGAAAGCAAGAGCAGAAUUGCAGUUAGAGUGUGAUCGGAGCAUUCAGGAGAGACAAGACUCCAUCAGGCGAGUCCGAGAAGAUUGUCUUCAUCAAAUCGAGAUGGAGAGGUUAAAGGCUAAACAGCUGGAAGAGGACAAGCUCCGAUUGCAACAGCAGGUUGAAUUUGAAAGAAAGUUAGAAUCUGCAACAAAGUCUAAACUGCACUAUAAGCAGCAAUGGGGAAGAGCCUUGAAGGAACUAGCAAGGAUCAAACAGCGGGAGCAAGAGAAUGCUAUGGCACGUCUAAAGAAACAGCAGGAAGAACUGGAGCAAAUGAGACUGCGUUAUCUGGCAGCAGAAGAGAAGGACAUAGUGAAGAAUGAACGCCUGGAGCUAGAGGAGAUCAAGAAUGAACUAAAUAGGUUAAGACUACAUGAUGACAGAAAGCAUGCCCCUGAUGCUGGAAAUACUGCUGAUGGAAGAAUGGCUAGUUCAGGGUCCCAACAGCAGGAUGAAGGUUUGGAUGACUUCCUAUCUCGGCUAAUUGAAGAGAGGGACACCUUGUUAAGGACUGGAGUGUAUACUCAUGAAGACAGAAUCAUUAGUGAACUGGAUCGUCAGAUCAGAGAAACAAUGGCAAAAAGGAAAAUUAGAUAGUGCUUGUUUCUUCACUUGACCGUGUGAUAUUAUGUAUGAUAUUGGUCACUAAUAAUACUGUACAUAGACUCUGCAGUGG
Messenger RNA from Nanorana parkeri, 2943 nucleotides. It is a transcript of the gene CEP120, whose product is annotated as centrosomal protein 120. The coding region runs from base 24 to 2864 and encodes 946 amino acids. Gene Ontology annotation, cellular component: centriole; centrosome. The transcript has 19 exons. Lineage: Eukaryota; Metazoa; Chordata; Amphibia; Anura; Dicroglossidae. The record is from RefSeq and is a predicted model, not a curated record. Gene Ontology annotation, biological process: centrosome cycle; positive regulation of centriole elongation; interkinetic nuclear migration.